AUGCCCUCCCACACACUUCCCAUCAUCGCCAUCAUAACAGGCACAUUCCUCUCCGGCGCCUCCCUCUCCAACUCCUGGUUCUCCCUGCCCAUCCUCAUCAAGACACUCUCCCCAUUAAACGUAGGAAAUAAACUGCAACACUUCUCCCUCAUGCAAGCCUACGCAGACCCCAUCUUCCCUCUUACUGCUAUCACGACCUCGCUGCUGCACUGGACGUGUUCCUACCGCCGAUGGGCGAGCGACGGUGGGGCGUGGGAAGGUUUCGCAUGGGCAGGGGCGGCGACGUUCUGCAUGAUUCCGUACUCGCUUGUGGUGGUGUUUCCGACGGUGUGGAAGAUCGAGGCGGUGCAGAGGAAAGUGGAAAAGACCGAAUCGGAUGGGGAGGAUAAGUGGAUGGAUGCAGAGGUAGAGGAGGCGAGAGUGCUGCUACAGAGGUGGAAUGCGCAGCAUGUAGUGAGGGGGUUUAUGCCCUUGAUAGGGGCCUUGAUUGGUGUGAGGGCAUUGUCGGGGGAGUUGGGCGCUUGA
Didymosphaeria variabile is the source of this 525-nucleotide messenger RNA. RefSeq lists its product as uncharacterized. Lineage: Eukaryota; Fungi; Ascomycota; Dothideomycetes; Pleosporales; Didymosphaeriaceae. The coding region runs from base 1 to 525 and encodes 174 amino acids. The transcript has 2 exons. The record is from RefSeq and is a predicted model, not a curated record.